Messenger RNA from Caenorhabditis auriculariae, 4193 nucleotides. The record is from the annotation of a GenBank genome assembly. Lineage: Eukaryota; Metazoa; Nematoda; Chromadorea; Rhabditida; Rhabditidae.
AUGGACUUCGAAUCGAGUUUCGCCGAAAGUUCGGAAGAACCGAUGGACUACGAAGAGACCGACAGUGGUAAACUUUUUUUGUAUACAUUUUUUUGAAUCAUUUUUUUAAUGUUUUUCGCUUCAACGGGAAAUGUUUAGAAAAACACUUGAUAUUGAGCCUUCUCCUGUUUUUUUAGUAGAAAACUUUACGGCUUUUCCCUUGCAUUAUUGAAAAAGUCAGAGCUUUGUUGAUUAAUAACCGAUUAAUCAGAGUUACUUUUUGAAAAUAUAUGUAACCGAAGACAAGCGCACCACUGUGAGAAAAUAGACUAAAAAUUUCGUUUUUUCAACAUUAGUCAACGAUUUUAUUAUUUUUAACUUUUUUUGUUUUUAAAAAAUUUCUGAAUUUGUCUUUCAGGUAGAGCAAACACUAGUCGACUGCAAAGUUUUUGGGCCGGUGAACUUCGAUUUCCGAACAGGUAAUUAUUUUUGUAAAGGACUAUCUAACGAAUAAAAAAAUUAAAUUUUUUUAUUGUACUCGGAAACUUGAUAAAUUAAAGGUUUUUAUUCUUUUGUUUGAAGACAACUUUUAAGUUUUUCCUUUCAGGUAGACCGAUAAUCAAUCUUCCGACGAACCGGGAGCAAGUAAACUUUGAUUUCAAGACUGGUAAGAUUUUGUAAAAGAGCUUUGAUAUUAUAAAAGAAGUCAAUAUAGUCAAUUUUUUCUGGGUUGAAAUGCUGAAUGUGUAGAUUGGCGAGGGUGACGCCUUGCGUGCGCAAUGCGGCUCCUUGGCGGGGAGCUCAAUCAUGGAAAAACUGUGUGAGGGUUUUUUUCUAAUUACUAUGCGUUCAUUUUUCCGAUUUAAUCUUUUCAAGACUAUAAAAAACGUAAUUCAUUGGAAAACUCAAAAAAAGGCGGCUCGCGUUUUUCCUCGAGCUCCACGCCGAAAAGCCGCGUCGCGUACGCAACGCUUCACCCUUGCAAUCUACCCAUCGCGCCUUUCAAAUCGGGGAUGACUGACUACAUUUUGUUAGUAAAUUUAUAAUUUUAUAAGAUGUCAGUAAACUUUUCGGUCAAUUGAAAAAAAGCAUCUCGGCAAAUGUCGUUGGUUUCACCAUUAUUUCUGAUAGGAUUGAUAAUUUACUCAGGUGGAUCUAAUAUUAUAAAAUCGCAGUCAUAUUGUUUCCUUCUUUCUUUUGAUAACCAACCUAAUGAGUAUCCUUUAUAUUUUAUAAGUCGAAAUUUAUUGGUGAGGGCGCCUUUUCGAAGGAUAAUGGUGAUUUUUGUAACUUGAAAAAAAUAUCUAACUUAUCGCAAUAUUAAAAAAAAUAGCGUUUUUUUCUGUCAGAUAAGACAUGUUUUUCACUCAUCAAAAAGCGUGCAAACAGCAGAAAAAAAUUCGAAAAAAAAUCGUAUUUGAUCAAAAAAAGCUGAUCUAGCAAAAAAACAAUUUAUAUACUACUUGUAGUGUAACGAUAACUUGAAUUUGUCUUUCAGGAAGAGAGAUAACAAAUCGCGAAAGUUCAAGGCCGGCGGUUCAUAACUCUCGCACCGGUGAGUGUUUUAUUAGACUUUUUCACACCUCGAAAAGCUUUUUUGAUAAGUAUAUACUCGAAAACACGGAACAGGAAAAAUGAGAAGACCUCCAAAAUUCCAACAACUCCUUUUUUAUCAACCUCAUUGCAAAUGCACAUUGAAUUUGAGUGGUUAUCAAAGUCCUGUUAUUUAUUAAUUUUUUGAGGAGAAUACGCAAGUUGUGAAUGUCUCUCAAAAAAACAAAAAAAGUUAUUGGUUUUUCUGAUAAAAAAAUUAUUUAAUCAAUUUUUCUUUGAAUUAAUUUUUUUGAAAAAUAAACCCCGUAAAUGGUUCAGAAGGUGAAGUUUCAAAAAUCGAAUAAUUAUAUGCUUCCACUAUGAUCUGAGUUAACUUACAGAACAACGUAUAGAUUUUUAAAAAAAUGAGAAAAAAAUUAUGAAAAACAAGUCGAUUGGACAAAAAUUUAAGUGAAAAAAAGUAUCGAAUUUACGCCUUUUCAGGGUAUUUUUUUCUCAAGUAACAUUUUUUUCAGAUGCAACUACAGGGAGAUACCACAACAGAAAUAAUGGGCCGAAUUACGAUUCCCAACAGGGUAAGCCAAAUAGCUUCUUUUUGAAUAAUUAUUAAGUGACUUUUUUUGGUAAGAUAAAAAAAGAUAGAGAUGGAGACCUUUCACAAUUGCGCUAUGACUUUGCCCAGUAAAAAAAGUCUAACAACAUUUUUUUAUUAGAAAAAAAUGAAAUUUGAGUUUCGAACAACUAUUGAAAAAAAUUAUUUUUUUAGGAAAAAAAUUGAUUUCUAGAAAACUUUUAGAAAAAAAUGAUCAAAAAGUCUUCAGGUAGAGCAAGAGUCGAUCCUGCUUCGCGAGAAAACUGGAAUCCGCAGGAAGAAAGUAGAGAAAGACACUCUCAGAACACGACGGAAAGACGUUUCCCUGGUGAUUUUUUGAAAGUUUUCAGAAAUAUAUGAAAUUUCUCGCAACUGAAGACUGUAAACAGCUUCAAACUGACCAGUGACUUAUUUCUUUUGAGAGGUUUUUCAGACUUUUUUUCCUAAAGAGUUCAUAAGUCAUCAAAUAAGUGUAUUAGUAAUCAGCUUUCUCAUUUUCAGCUCGCAGAAGGGUUGAAGGAAGCGAAACCAGAAUUCCCCUCAGACAUACUCGCCCCUACAUUCCGCAAAUUUUUCGGAGGUGAUCUUUUUCAAUCUCAGAAAGUUUUUGGUUUCUAACCUCCGUGUGAGUAAUCAAAAACAAAACGUAGCCAAAAAAUUUCAACAUUCCUUUUAUAUACUGAUACUCCUUGCAAUGAAACUUAUUCGAAAAAUCAUUUUUUGUUCAAUUUUCUCAGACCUGACCGAGUUACUAAUUUUUUUUAGGUGGUAUUUCUGCUCAAAGGAACCUUGGCAGGAGAGAGGAUCCGCACAGACGUCCUCAAAUGGGCGUGACUGUGACGGACAGGCGUAUUCAUGGUGAUUUUUAUUUCGAAUUUUUCAAAGAAUAUGAGCAGUUUUUCGCUACUAAAGACAGUCUGAGAGGCUUCAAACGGAUCAGAACCUUCAACCUUUUGAGCUGGUUUUUUUCAGCGAUUUGUUUUUUUGGAAGAUGAAACUUGUUGAGUUAUUGAAAACUUUAAAAUUUAUUUAAAAUAUCUGAAAAAUUUUUUUUAACAAAGUUUGCUUUUCGAGGGUAAGUGGCUACAAGUUUUCAUUUUUCUUUAAAUUCCGAAUUCCGUUCAUUCAAUGAACUUCUUAUUUUCAGCUCGCUAUGGCUCUGACAGAAGCGAAACAAGAAUCCCCCAUAGAUACACUGGCCCUUACGUUCCGCGAAGUUAUGGAGGUGGUUAUUUUUUUAACAUUAUCAGAAAGUUUUUGGUUGAUAACUUAAGUGUAAGUAUUGGAAACGCAAAAAAUUCUUUUUUUCAAUGUUCUUUGCCACGAAACUUUCGUAAGAUCAUUCCGAGUUCUUCCGAGUAACAGAAUCUUUUUCAGAGAGAACCUCUUCUCAUAGGGUCUCGAACAGUACGGGGAGAGAAGAAAGGGAAGAAAGAAGGAAUGAAGAAAGAAGACGUCCUCAAGAUGGCCGAAACGGGACGGAAAGACGUUUGCAAGGUGAUUUUUUGACAAAUUUUCUUUUUGAUAAAUACAGCAAAAACUAACUCAAACUCCACCCAUCGCCGAAUCAUUAUUACAGUUUUCAUUUUUCAGCCAGAGUUCUUCAGAGUUCGUUUUAUUUUAUAUUUUUUCAGUUUGAUUGGAUAGUAGGAUUUAUUUUCAGAUCGAAACCAUGAUGGAAGAGACAGCUCCAGAAACCCGAAUUCAGGCCGUUAUACACACGAAAACCACAAUAGGACCACAAGCUAUGGAGGUACACUUUUUGUGUUUUAUUGCAGAGAUCAAAGGGUUAUGCAUUUAUCUUUCAUACUCAGUCCUUCAAAAAUCCAGUGUUUGACUGAAGAAAAAAACACUUUGUCGCGUCUUCGAUUAAAGUUUGUGAUAUUUUUCGGAUCGAAAAAACAAAUCCUUUUUUUUGUGACUCAGCUUAUUCUGCCUCUUUUCAGCACAAAACGAACCUCCGAGAUACAACCAGUCGAUGUCGCGGAGAAACGAUAAUGUUUUCAACGCAAAUGUACCGAAGGACGCCAAUUCAGUUAAUAUCACAAUCAUGAUCAAUCCUAAAUAG